Xyrauchen texanus (razorback sucker) is the source of this 2827-nucleotide messenger RNA. Its product is annotated as diphosphoinositol polyphosphate phosphohydrolase 3-beta-like. Gene Ontology annotation, molecular function: bis(5'-adenosyl)-pentaphosphatase activity; bis(5'-adenosyl)-hexaphosphatase activity; endopolyphosphatase activity. The record is from RefSeq and is a predicted model, not a curated record. Lineage: Eukaryota; Metazoa; Chordata; Actinopteri; Cypriniformes; Catostomidae. Gene Ontology annotation, cellular component: nucleus; cytoplasm. Gene Ontology annotation, biological process: diadenosine hexaphosphate catabolic process; diphosphoinositol polyphosphate metabolic process; diadenosine pentaphosphate catabolic process. The transcript has 5 exons. The coding region runs from base 308 to 844 and encodes 178 amino acids.
CACACCCGGCCCACCAUACACAUAUAAAUACAGGGGGAAAAACAAGAUAUUUUAACAUGAGAAUUGACAACGGGUUUCAGAGCAGUCGUUGAGCAGGAUAACAAUUCGAACUUACUGGACUAAACACAGAGGAAUGCUAUAAACGGGGUUUUACAUCAACGCAACACUGAAGGAUCGGUCCAGCCCGGUACUGGUCCGCCUCUCGCUAUUUCUCUGACCGUCGGUGGUGAUUCACCGAGCCCGGGCCGUUCACGGAGCAUUGCUAACCGGUCAGAUAUAUCUACAGAACGACUGACAGGAUUUCGGCAUGAAGUUCAAACCGAACCAGACGCGGACUUACGACCGGGAAGGUUUCAAGCGGCGAGCGGCGUGUCUGUGCUUCAAGAACGAACGGGAGGAUGAGGUGUUGUUGGUCAGCAGCAGUCGGAACCCGGACCAGUGGAUCGUUCCCGGUGGUGGGAUGGAGCCAGAGGAGGAGCCGUGUGGAGCUGCGGUACGAGAGGUGUUUGAAGAGGCUGGAGUGAAGGGCAAACUGGGCCGGUUGCUCGGUGUGUUCGAGCAGAACCAGGACCGCAAACAUAGGACAUAUGUGUAUGUGCUAACAGUGACGGAAACACUGGACGCCUGGGAGGACUCUGUCAAUAUUGGUCGCAAGCGGGAGUGGUUUACUGUUGAUGAGGCCAUAAGAGUUCUGCAGAGCCACAAACCCGUUCACGCCGAGUACCUGAGACGCCUUCAGAUCAGUUGUCCGCGAACCAACAACGGCAACCUGCUCCUGCCUCAAACAUCUCCAAACAACCUCACGCCACUCUACAGCGCACAUGCAUCAGCUGCACGCAGAUAGGACACGCACACGCACCUCACUCCCGGUGGCUGACCUCCAUUGAGUGGACAGUCACGCAAGAACCACUAACACACACAUCUCCAGAGCAUUUCUGUGUUGCCAUGGAGAUGACCCUGACAACACUUCUUAGGCACCUUGGGGACGUUCUUUAGAGGGACAAACCAAAGUCGUUACUGAGGACUUUUUUUGGGGGUGAAAGAAUGCCUUAAUAAUUUUUUUUAACGAAGUUGGUUUUGAAACUGUUACUGUUGUCCGAUUGGUUUUAUUUGGUGUAAUUUAAUGAUAAUUAUUGACUAGUUUAACAUAAAAGUCACAUGGAAGUGCACUUCCAAUAUUCUCUCACCUCCUAAUAUCUUGCUUGGCAUUCUUGGAUUGUGAUGUUGGGAAUGUCAUUUUCAUUACAUUCAGAAUUUUACCUCGUUGAUUUCACUCUGUUAGCGCCGUAAUGACCCCAAACCUUCAUUUAAGACCCAUGAGCCAAUCAAACGAGCCCUUUAUACGAGCCCUAACCUCAGUGCUGCUCCUGACAGGAUAACAGAUUUCCCCAACCAUCAGACAUUCUGAUUUUAGGGAUUUAGUUGUGAGCGGGAGGGGUGUAAUCUGGGCACAGUUUCAAAUAUGUUCUCAUUUUAUGCUCUGAUUAACAACAAAAACUGUUUGUAAAUAUACUAAAAGUCUAAAUAUGACAAAUAAUGUGUCUUGGUUUUUAACUACAAUAGCAAAUGCAUUAACUUUUCUCUUAACAAUUUCUAUGAGGUCUUUGUUUAGAUACAUUUUUGAAAGAACAGAACUGUGAAUUUUGUCUGAGAAAAGAAAAUGAUGUUAACGGGUGAAUCUCAGGAAACCUGUCAAGAACACGUGCAUGUCAUAUAUCACACCAAGAUUAAAAAAAAUAUAUAUAUAUUAAAUUAUAUUUAAAAAUAUAUAUAUUUUGGAAAUGAAGCACAUAUACGGGUUUUUCAUUCAUUUUUGCAUUAUUUUAUUGUCAAACACGUUUUUAGCCCAAUUUGUCAUUAUUUUAAAGCUAAAUAAAUAAAUAAUAAUACAAAUAUUAAACUAAUAAAUAUAUAUAUAUAUAUAUAUAUAUAUAUAAUUAUUUUAUUUAUUUUUUCGGCAAUUUUUAAUGACAAAUUGGGAAUAAAUUGUGUUGAAAAUAACAUACUGCCAAAAUAAAAAAAAUCUUAAUGGUCCCAAUAAUAUGCUUCAUUUUAUAUAUAUAUAUGAAAUGUGACCUGGACAUGUAUUCUUGAAAUUCACCCUAAUUGAGUUUUUGCCACCAGCGAAGCCUUUUUCCUCCUUAUAACUUUUAAAAUGCAAUGUACUGUCAAUUUGUGUCCAAACACUGAUGAACAUGGUAGAAGUUGAUCUGAAUCCACUUCUACACUCAAUGAAACUGUUUUGUAUUGGGUGAGCGAGCUGUUCUCAGAUCAGUGUGAGAUGCUUUCUGCUGGAAUCUCACUCAAACACACUGAAAUGUAACACGUCACUCCAGAGAUACGAAGCUGUUUGUAGGUUUCGACCAGUCAGGCAUCAUCUGACCGUGCUUGUGUAUGUUUGGCAUGCUCUGUGCCAGUCUGUCAUUUGGGUGAGUCUUUAGAGUGGUUGAACAAAUGACACUUUUCUUUAGAUUACACGAGAUGGCAGUGUGAUGUGUCAAAGGAAAAAUACACUAAAAACUACACUAACUAAAAAUGUACAUUUUAUAUUAAAAAAUUGGACUCCAUGUCUGUAGUAGAACAAGAACAGGAGUGUUAUCUUCACACAAAAUGCACUGUCUGAUACUUUAGGUAUUCACAAUGAAUUCUUCUGAUAUUGUUAGCUGUAAACUGUGAACUGCAUAAAGGCCUGGACAUUGUUAUGGUUUUGAUAGAUUAACUCUAACCUGACCGAAGUUGCCAAUGGGUCCACAGUGUAUGUUUACUGUAAUCUGUACAGAUGUUAAUAAUGAGAUUUGUAUUUGUCAAUAAAGAUUGUAUCACAUUA